AUGGAGAACGCACCAUCGGACAAUGCAGAGGGUUGGUUCGAACAUGUCAUUGUGCUGGAUAUCGCUAUGGAUAUCGACACAUCACCGAUUACCAGGAUGAGUCUUACUACAACCUGCGAGAACGGCAGUGACCCGGAGUUGAAGUGUGUCCGCGAGUUUUGCCAAGCAAUCCAAUGA
Talaromyces stipitatus ATCC 10500 is the source of this 177-nucleotide messenger RNA. RefSeq lists its product as uncharacterized. The transcript has 2 exons. The record is from RefSeq and is a predicted model, not a curated record. Bases 1 to 177 code for a protein of 58 amino acids. Lineage: Eukaryota; Fungi; Ascomycota; Eurotiomycetes; Eurotiales; Trichocomaceae.